This is a messenger RNA of Aspergillus japonicus CBS 114.51, 618 nucleotides long. Its product is annotated as small nuclear ribonucleoprotein-associated protein. The record is from RefSeq and is a predicted model, not a curated record. The coding region runs from base 1 to 618 and encodes 205 amino acids. Gene Ontology annotation, biological process: mRNA splicing, via spliceosome. Lineage: Eukaryota; Fungi; Ascomycota; Eurotiomycetes; Eurotiales; Aspergillaceae. The transcript has 6 exons. Gene Ontology annotation, cellular component: U4 snRNP; U1 snRNP; catalytic step 2 spliceosome.
AUGGCCAACAAGCAGGGCAAGAUGCAAAACCUCAUGACAGGACAGAUGCUUGCUUUCGACAAGCACAUGAACCUUGUCCUUGCCGACACCGAAGAAUUCCGUCGCGUCAAGCGGAAGUCCAAGCCCGCCGCCGGGUCGACCACCGCGAGCCUGGUCGAGGCCGAAGAGAAGCGAACCCUCGGUUUGACCAUCGUUCGUGGUACUCACGUCGUCUCUUGCUCCGUUGACGGUCCCCCACCCGCCGACCCCUCCGCACGUUUGGGAGCAAGCGUCCCCGGUGCUGCCGCUGCCGCUGCUGCUACCCUUGCUGCUGGUCCUGGCAUUAGCAAACCCGCUGGACGUGGUCUGCCGGUCGGACUUGGAGGCCCUGCUGCUGGCGUCGGUGGCCCGCCCCCUCCCCCUGGUGGUUUCCCCGGCUUCCCUCCGGGUGGCUUCCCUGGCGCGCCGCCUCCGGGCUUUGCUGGUCGCGGAGGACCUGCUGGAGGACCUCCUGGCUUCGCUCCCCCUCCUGGAUUUGCGCCCCAAGGUGCUCCUCCGGGUGCUUUCCAACCUCCCCCGGGCUUCCAGCCUCCUGGCCAGGGCCGGGGCUAUCCUCCUCCCGGGUUUGGCGGACGGUGA